Molecule: messenger RNA, 1716 nt
Organism: Penicillium riverlandense
Lineage: Eukaryota; Fungi; Ascomycota; Eurotiomycetes; Eurotiales; Aspergillaceae
Exons: 2
Coding region: 1-1716 (571 amino acids)
Source: RefSeq, a predicted model, not a curated record
AUGAUAUCCACCAUCCCCCCACCCCGGCCCGUGUCGGUCAAUUCCUUGGCCAGAGCCCCAGGCUCUGUACUGGCAUCGCCAGUCCAGAAAACACUCCGCAGCACCAGCACGGGGAUUACACUUCACGAUAGCCUCUAUUCUCCCAGCUCCUCUCACUCAACUCCCGUGUCCGCGUUAUCUUACUCCUCGCUCGCCCCUCCCGACCUGUCCGCAUUCUCUUGCCCACGAAACUCUCCGCGGGAAGAAACAGAGUUUGCAAACCUCCCGAUUGAGAUCCACGAGGCGAUCAUCGAUCAUUUGUUCGGUGAGCGGGCAUCCGCGGCCAAGGCGAGCAAAUCGACCGUGCAGAACUGGGAGAAAGCCCUUCGACACCCCCGGCGCAAGGCGCUUUCGAACCUUUCGCUGAUCUCCAGAGUUUGGACACCACUCGUCCAAGGCCGCAUUUAUCGACACAUCAAGGUCAAAGGAACCAUUGACGGACUAGCUGAGUGUGCAGAAUGGUUUGCAGCACACCCGCACCUUGCCGGCUAUGUCCGACAUCUAGAAGUCUGGGUCCCUGUCUGGGGCAAUCGAGCCAUUCGGCUUCUACCACGCCCUCCGGGUCGACGUCCCAACGCCGCUAUACCAGACCCACUCGAAGCCAAUAUGGUAGCAGCCUGGGGUCAUGAAGACGUUCCUCAUGGCAACGAUAUCCACUACUACUCUUCCACGCAAAAUGCCACCUUGGACGAGAUAUUCCAACACAUCCAGAUCUUUUUCCCCGGUGCUCGGGUGCUCACGCUGGAAGGAGGGCAUUGUAAAAAUCCGCCUAUGAUUCGCCAUUUUCGAAACGAACCCAGCCAAUCCAGAGAGCUGCCCUCGCGCCAGAAUCUGCCUUUGCUCCCCAACGUCCAGACGUUUGUGAUGCGCGGUGCCUGGAACCUCAUGCGCGGUUGGGGUCACUGGUACACUCUGUCACAAGCGCUGCCAGCACUUCGAGAGUGGCAUUGCGCCUAUGCCCAACCAAAGCCAGAGAUCUAUUUCACCAUGUCGCAGGUCCUGGAUCGACCGCCGCCGUUGAUCCGCCAUCUGAACAUUAGCCUGGAAGGAUUCUACAACAACAAAGAUGCGGUUAACGCGGCGCUAUUCGGCGCUCGCGUGCAGGUUCCGCCAAUCUGUGGCUUGCUGGGUGCUAUUGCGCCGAGCCUUGAGACAUUGUCUUUUACUGGCAAGAUAUGCGUAGGCUUUUUUGAGUCGCUACGACGGCACGCUUCGUCGCAGUCGUCAGGCCUCAAGUCCCUGGAUCUGGUGGUUAAAACAUGCUGUCACGGCCCUGAACCAUCCGAUUCCAUUCCUCCCACCGCCCUUCUUUCGGGUAUCACCAAUAUCAAUUUUAUUUGUGCGUUCGAAGCCCUGGUGAUCGGAGCCGUGCAGAGUCUUGAAUGCCUCCCAUCGCUUGACAACCUGCGCAUUCGCUUCAUUGACCUGGACUCGACAUCUCCAUUGCUGAACCCGUAUUUUCAACUGACAGGCAACGAGUGUACGGGUCUAUGGAGCUACCCAAUCCUCGAAGCGCUGCAAGCCAGCCGUCCGUCAGCGCACUUCGUCGAACUCAACGACGGAAUCCACUCGCAUUUCGGAACCCACCAGCAGGCCUUGACGCUUUAUCCGCGCUCUCGUCCGAAGAGCAUUCACGUCAGCACGUACCGGGUGAUUGCUGAUGCAUCCAAAAUUUAG